GGCGGGGCUCCCGGGAGGGACGCCGCGGCGGGUCUGGCAACCGGGCCCAGUGCGCGGAGCCGGCUGGCGGCGGAGGGAGUGGGGCCAUGGCGGGCUGCUGCGCGGUGCUGUAUGCCUUCCUGUUCGAGUAUGACACGCCCCGAAUCGUGCUCAUCCGCAGCCGUAAAGUGGGGCUCAUGAACCGCAUGGUGCAGCUGCUCAUCCUAGCCUAUGUCAUCGGGUGGGUGUUUGUGUGGGAAAAGGGCUACCAGGAAACAGACUCUGUGGUCAGUUCAGUUACGACCAAAGCCAAGGGUGUAACCAUGACCAACACCUCUAAACUUGGAUUCCGGAUCUGGGAUGUGGCCGAUUAUGUGAUUCCAGCUCAGGAGGAAAGCUCCCUCUUCAUCAUGACCAACUUGAUCAUCACCAUGAACCAGACCCAGGGCCUCUGUCCUGAGAUUCCAGAUAAGACCACCACCUGUGAAUCAGAUGCCAACUGUACUGCUGGCUCUUCAGGCACCCACAGCAACGGCGUCGCCACAGGAAGAUGUGUGCCCUUCAAUAAGACUCUGAAGACGUGCGAGGUGGCAGCCUGGUGCCCGGUGGAGGAUGAUGCACAAGUGCCAAAGCCUGCUUUUUUAAAGGCUGCAGAAAACUUCACUCUUUUGGUUAAGAACAACAUUUGGUAUCCCAAAUUUAAUUUCAGCAAGAGGAACAUCCUUUCCAACAUCACCACCGCCUACCUCAAAACAUGUACUUACGAUGCUAAAACAGAUCCCUUCUGCCCCAUAUUCCGUCUUGGCACAAUAGUCGCAAAUGCGGGGCACAACUUCCAGGACAUGGCCGUCGAGGGAGGCAUCAUGGGCAUCCAGAUCAAGUGGGACUGCAACCUGGACAGAGCCGCCUCCCACUGCUUGCCCAGGUACUCCUUCCGCCGCCUGGACACCCGGGACGUGGACCACAACGUGUCCCCAGGCUACAAUUUCAGGUUCGCCAAGUACUACAAGGACCAGACGGGGGCUGAGUACCGCACGCUCAUCAAAGCCUAUGGCAUUCGCUUCGACAUCAUCGUGUUUGGAAAGGCUGGGAAGUUUGACAUCAUCCCAACCAUGAUCAACGUGGGCUCCGGCUUGGCGCUCCUAGGGGUGGCGACAGUGCUGUGUGACGUCAUUGUCCUCUACUGCAUGAAGAAAAGAUACUACUAUCGGGAGAAGAAAUACAAAUAUGUGGAAGAUUACGAGCAGGGUCUUGGCAGUGAGGUGGACCAGUGAAGCCCAUGCCGCACGUGGGCUCCCCAGGGCCCUCAUCAAAGCACAACGAGAAGGGAGAAAAAGCUGCCGUGUCACCCCAGAGAGAGUUCCAGAUUCUGAGUCAGUCUCCACGAGGACUACGGGGUUGCCCAGCUGCUCCCAUGUCUUGUACGCAGUUUGCACAGUAAACACUCUGCACAGCGGGUCACCUUUUGUCCGUGGGCAAUCACCUCAGCUGUUCCUUCAGUUUGGGGUCACUGGGACAAGCUCCAGGUCCAAGGCCAGUGACACUGCUGUGGCUACAGGACUUGGCAGGGGUGGGGGGGAACCUUCUCCAGGAUCAGCUUUCCUCUGAGGCGCCCACCUCCAGCCCCCUGUGAGGCCUGGCAGCUCAGUUCCCGCACUUUAGAAGGGAAGGUGGCUGCCCGGGCGUGCCCUCCGAACACCUGCCCGCUCUUCCUCUUCCCCCAGCAGCCUCUUCAACCACCUGGUCACGAGGCGGAGGGAGCGUUUCCCCUUUGAGAAGCUUGACAUGGUGAUGAUUGAGGACCAAAUAUUAAAACAAAUCAUUUUCUUAA
Messenger RNA from Phacochoerus africanus (Common warthog), 1810 nucleotides. It is a transcript of the gene P2RX4, whose product is annotated as purinergic receptor P2X 4. Gene Ontology annotation, molecular function: ATP binding; extracellularly ATP-gated monoatomic cation channel activity; purinergic nucleotide receptor activity. Bases 87 to 1253 code for a protein of 388 amino acids. The record is from RefSeq and is a predicted model, not a curated record. Lineage: Eukaryota; Metazoa; Chordata; Mammalia; Artiodactyla; Suidae. Gene Ontology annotation, biological process: response to ATP; monoatomic cation transmembrane transport. Gene Ontology annotation, cellular component: plasma membrane; nuclear inner membrane. The transcript has 12 exons.